Pistacia vera is the source of this 1251-nucleotide messenger RNA. RefSeq lists its product as uncharacterized. Bases 1 to 1251 code for a protein of 416 amino acids. The transcript has a single exon. The record is from RefSeq and is a predicted model, not a curated record. NCBI's taxonomy places the organism in Eukaryota, Viridiplantae, Streptophyta, Magnoliopsida, Sapindales, Anacardiaceae.
AUGGCUGAUACAGGAGCUAUGGUUUUUCAAAGAGCAUUGAAGGACUACUCUAGUUCUAUUGUGGAGGGUUGUUAUUCUAGCAUUAGGAGACCACCAGUUCAAACAAAUAAUUUCAAGAUAAAGCCAACCAUUAUUCAGAUGAUACAGAACUCGGUCCAAUUCAUAGGGUUGCCUAGUGAUGAUCCUAACUUGCAUAUCCCUAAUUUUUUUGAGCUAUGCAACACAUUUAGGCAUAAUGGACUAUCUAAUGAUGCAAUUAGGCUACAACUUUUCCCAUUCUCUGUUCAAGAUAAGGCUAAGGCUUGGUUGAUUUCUUUGUCAUCUGGGAGCAUCAUGACAUGGAACGAGUUAGCUCAAGCGUUCCUUACUAAAUAUUUUCUACCUGCCAAGCUGAGAAGUGAGAUUACCAAUUUCUUCCAACAGGACAUGAAGUCAUUGUAUGAAGCAUGGGAAAGGUAUAAGGAUCUUUUACAGAGUUGUCCUCACCCUGUGUUACCAAUCUGGUCACAAGUGCAAUCGUUCUACCAAAGGUUGCUACCAAAUAUUCAAGCUAUGAUAGAUGCUGCAAGUGGAGGAGCCUUGAAUAGCAAAACACCAGAGAAAGCGUACAAUUUGAUUGAGGUAAUGGUGCACAAUAGUUACAUGAGGACUUCAGAGAGAAAUUCAAUAAGGAAAGCAGCGGGAGUGCAUGAAUUUGACGGCUGUAUCGCAUUGGUUGCGCAACUUUCAAACAUCCAAAAGCAAUUAGGUAAUGUACUAAAGAUAAAUGCAAUUGAAUCCUCUUCUCUAACAUGCGAACUCUGUGCAAGUAAUCACUCAGCCAAAGAUUGUCAAGAAGGGAAUCCGUUUGCUCAACUUGAACAAACUAACUAUGUCAAUAAUUUCCAAAGGGGGAAAGGGAAUCCAUAUUCCAACACAUACAAUCUGGCAUGGAGGAAGCAUUCGAACUUCUUAUGGAGCAACAACAAUGAACACAAACAACCUUCUGGUUUUCAAGCUCAAGUGCCAAAAUCUAACUUGGAGAAUAUGCUUACCAAGUUUAUUGAAGAGACAAGCAAGAGGUUUGAAAAUAACAAAAUCAUUGCCCAAAAUCAGUCAACCUCUAUCAGAAACCUUGAGACUAAAAUGGGGCAAAUCAAUAACAUAAUAGUGGGAAGAUUUCAAGGAGUUUUUCCAAGUUAUGCAAAGAAGAACCCCAAGGAACAAGUCCAUGCAAUCACCUUGAGAGUGGAAAAACCUUGGAGAAUUUAG